UUGUUGCAGCACGUGUCAGCCUCAUUCAAAGCCUCUGGAGAGUCCGGAUUAAUGUGGUUGGAUACAGCCAGCUGUAGAUUAGCGACGCCAACUUCAGGAGAGUCCACCGUCGGUUGUUGGCUAAUUUGCCACUGAGUUUGCUGUGAAUACUGGAUGCACACUGACCCCAAGGGAGCAGUGGCAGAAGGAGCUGGUCCAGCUGGAUGUGAUAAGGACUCAUGAGAGCAGGAGGCGCUAAUCAAGGAUGUAGUGGAGACCAGUUCUUUAGCGACUUCAAAACAACCCGAACCAGUGGCCGCGGAGGAUCCAGUAAAGUCAGCUCGGGGCAAACCAGUUGUAGAGCAUUCAGCAGUACUGCCCAAGGAGUCCAGAGGUGCAGAAACUGGAGUGUCGUUGUAAACAGUGGAAUCAUCUCGUCUAUCUGCAGAUUUGACCGCUUGUCUGCGUUGGAGCCGGAGCCCGCAGCUGUACCGGAUUCAGCUGAUGAGUUUGGAGAGUCCGGGCUAGCGCUGCUGUUGUUUUUUGGCGGCAGCAGAUUUCGGAGCAUAGAAUCCAGUACCAAGGGAGAUUGCAGUCAGCUGUUGGAGAGUAGUUUGUCGCAGUUCCUGUGUGUGAUGAGUCCAGUUUGGCCCCAUUUCUGUUGUCCCAGACAGCGGGCGAGCUAUAAAGGCUUCGAGAACGCUUGGAGCUGCAGCUUGGUGAUGAGUAGUGGGCGAGGGUGGAACAAUUUGGUGAUACUCUUCUCUCACACCAGGAGUGAGUAGCACAGCCACAUCAGUUGCUGCCGACGAUUCCAAGGGAUCCGGAUUAGCGCCGUCAAUGAUUUGGUCGAGGGGCAAUCUUGGAGCAGCAUCACUGUUGGUGUGUGGACAUCUAGGAGUGACCUUCGUUGAAACCUGUAAAUUUGAGUGAGAAAAAUUAGGGUUCUUCUUCCAGGUACAGUUUCAGCCUGUUCAGGCCAGCUUGAAGCUGCUGCUCUGGAGUUGGCGUGCGGACCUCGGAUGGUAGUAGCGGGCUCAUAAUAAGCCUCUGGAUGUACUCUGGCUGAAACCUGAUGAUAUGGGCCAUGUCUACACGGCUAAUCGUGCCACUCCUG
This is a messenger RNA of Drosophila elegans, 1096 nucleotides long. RefSeq lists its product as uncharacterized. NCBI's taxonomy places the organism in Eukaryota, Metazoa, Arthropoda, Insecta, Diptera, Drosophilidae. Bases 219 to 764 code for a protein of 181 amino acids. The record is from RefSeq and is a predicted model, not a curated record. The transcript is spliced from 3 exons.